GCUUUCGUGUAGUGCAGACGUCGGCUUAAACUGCUUUUCCAGGCGUUCAGAACGCGUGACAUCGGCUUAAGCCGAACUGCAAAUACCCUAGGCAAGCUUCUCAAGGGUCGAAGCAUGUUGAGGAAGGACGGGUGGGUCGCGCUAAUCCUCCUGCGCGCUAGCGGCGCUAUCUCAGUCUGCCCGAUCUGUCGCCUCACCUCUCUUCCUCUAAACCGGAAAGCAAAUUCAGAGUUAGUCCCGACCUCGAAAUCCGACCUCAUCCGGCUUUACGAUGCUGAAUAUACGCCAAGAUGUUCUGCCAAUACCAAUAUUCCCCGCACCCCGCGCCAGCUGAGCAUGAUGUCUCACUCCACCUCGCAUUCCCACAGCCACAAAGCCCCAAGAUCCCCAUGUAGAAACAUGGUCCCUGAUGUAUGCUUUGUAGACUGGAGGCCACUGGUAUGCACAUCAGGAGAUCUAAGGCAGCCCUUCAAGGCGAGAGCCAACGACGAUGCUGUUCACCUCAAUACGUUUCAGCCUUCGGCACUUGGGCGCCCCUCCCGCUUUCGAGAUCUAUCAUCCUCAUCGGCGAGUAUAGCGAUCAGAUGGCAACGUUCGCUUGCGUUUCCGCGCAUCGCCGUUGUUCGAACAGCUGACAAUACCUCGUACUCCGCGAUCUCCUCACGAGGCGGGAACAUCCACGUGCAACCAAGAACUACAAUAUCUCAGUCGUUUUCGCCGCUAUUUAUACAUUGCUCGUAUUUCGAGCAGUUGCGUUCCGGGUAUAGAACCGUUACAUCAUGUCCUUGACUUUGCUAUCCAUUUCAGCAGCUCCACUAUCGAAUGGCUGCGAAUACGAUCCCGAUUCCCGGCUUGGAUUACGCAGGGCUUGGACCUUCGUCCAACGACUUCUCGAUUGCAGCGUAUACAGGUCCACAAGCCAAUAUUGUGCGAUCAUGAGAUGCUCUUACUCAAAUCUUGCUCGUAUUCAGUCUCUGCCGGA
Trematosphaeria pertusa is the source of this 982-nucleotide messenger RNA. RefSeq lists its product as uncharacterized. The transcript has a single exon. NCBI's taxonomy places the organism in Eukaryota, Fungi, Ascomycota, Dothideomycetes, Pleosporales, Trematosphaeriaceae. The coding region runs from base 115 to 789 and encodes 224 amino acids. The record is from RefSeq and is a predicted model, not a curated record.